Messenger RNA from Phyllostomus hastatus (greater spear-nosed bat), 4144 nucleotides. RefSeq names its product SH2 domain containing 1B (gene SH2D1B). NCBI's taxonomy places the organism in Eukaryota, Metazoa, Chordata, Mammalia, Chiroptera, Phyllostomidae. The transcript has 4 exons. The record is from RefSeq and is a predicted model, not a curated record. The coding region runs from base 372 to 782 and encodes 136 amino acids.
CCGUCCUGAGCUCUGCACGGGCGGUCAGAGGCAGCCCCCACCCCCGCAGGAGGCGGGCACCGUCACCCGCGCAGGGUGACGCUGCUCUCCCUGCGGUGGGCCCUCGGGCACGGGCCGGCCCGUGCCCCGGUCCCAGGGAGCCGACUCCAGCACCGCGGCCCCCGCGGAGCGCCGCGGCCACAGGCCCUCAGACGGACUUCACACCCGUGAAUCACAUCGGGGCCGGCCCUCUUUCGGCGGCGUCACUCGCCACCUCCUUCCUUCCCACUUCCUGAAACUCUCAACACUGACCGCGUCCAGAGAACGGUCUCAGCCGCCGCCGGAGGAGGAAGCUGCGCUGGACGUGUGUGGGUCUCGGGGGUGAGGGCCCCAUGGAGCUGCCCUACUACCACGGGCCCCUGUCCAAGAAGGACUGCGAGGGCCUGCUGCUCGCGCGGCGCGCGGACGGCAACUUCCUGCUGCGGGACAGCGAGUCCGUGCCGGGCGUCCUGUGCCUCUGCGUCUCCUUCAACAACUUGGUCUACACGUACCGCAUCUUCCAGGACAAGUACGGGCAGUACAAGAUACAGACCGCGGCCAGCGUCCCGAACCAGGCCUUCCCCAGCCUCAAGGAGCUGGUCUCCAGGUUCCGGAAACCCAACCAGGGGCUGGUGUUCCCGCUCCUGAACCCCGUGGAGAGGACCGGGCCCUGCCUGUGGUGGCGGAGCUCGAAGGUGGACAUGGACGACGACGACAACGACUACGAGAACUGCAGCAGCGAGUACAUAGAGGUCUUGCCCUGAAGCCACGGGGCCGCGGCCCUGGGGAAGAUUCACGCAUCUGGAGACCGGACCCGGGGGACACGUCGCACUGUCCCGGCCUCCUGACUGCAGGCGUCCUGUCCGCCAGCCUCCCCGCACCACCGGCACCACCCACCCGGCACCACGGGCCCGGCACCCAGCGGGCGGCCCGGAGCCCCGCCCCUCCCAGCACCUGACGCUGGGCCGUCCUCCUGGCCUCCCCCCUCCCCCCACUGUGCCGCUUCCCUCAGGCAGCGCCUGGGCCCAGGGCUUCGGGCGCAGCUCUCGCGCCCCCCCCCCCCGCCCUGGGCACUCGUCUCUCCACCUGGGAGGGGGCCCACCGGCUCGGCCCCUCCCCGGAGCCUGGCCGUGCCGGGCGCACUCAGGGCCCUGGAGUGACAGACGGACAUGCCAGCACCCAUCGGGGACCCAGCCUCCCGGCCCGCGCGUCCCCUGCGGUGGCCGCACUGUCCUGGCCACGCGGCCCUCCGGCCCGGGGGACCCGCCUUCCUCCUCCUUUCCAGUCUUGACCUUGCUGCCCAGCCUGGCCCUGGACACACCUGCCCCCCGGGUUGGCCUCAUUUCAUCGACGCGCUUGCCACCUGGCCGCACGGACAGGCUCUGUCCGGUGACACAGGUGGGGUGGGGGUGUCGUGGGGACCUGCGUGACUCCUGCCCCGCCCAGGUCUGAAGGGCCCCGAAGGGUGGCCGGAGCCCGUGUCCUCCUCGUGGGCGGAAACUCCCACUUGCGCCGUGACGCUGGAAGGGUCCCCGAAGGCCUGGCCGGGCUGGCCCCGGGCCCAUGGGCUUUCUCUGAGUUGUGCCAGGAAGAAACCCCAGGUUUCCGCACGGCGUGAGCAGAUGGGGGACCGGAACCCCGAGGGGAGCCACGGGGGCUCACGGGUCCCGGUGACCGCAGCCACCGCCGAGCGCAGAAGGCGUGAACCUCGGGGUGCAGCCCCACCUGGAGGAGGGGGAUGGAGCAGACCCUGCCAGAGGGGUCGGGAAGGGGCCAGGAGCAAGCAGCACCCCGGGCGUCCUGGUCUGACUCUCUCCGUGGGGCACGAGGAGGGCGUCCCCGCCCUGGAGCCCCCGCCAUCCUGGGCACAGACCAGACAGCCAAGAAUGUUUCCAGAACAGACACUGAGUAGGUCCACGCGCACAGUGGGUCCAUCUUCUGCAGGGCAGGGGUCUGUUUGGGAGUCACACCUUUCAGAGCCCAGCGGGACAGGACUCGUAGCUCAAGGUCACUCAGUGCACCUCCCAGGGCCGUGACCUGUUUCCCGAGUGCCCAGGCCCGGGCCCCGCCUGCCCCUGGUCCCGGAGGGUCCGCCUCUCCCACCGGCAGGCCCCGAGGAAACGGCUGGCGUCGACGCCAGGCCGCACGUCCCCAAAACUGGUCGGAAGAGCCCGCACAUGCAGCUCAGUCUGGGCCUGUGGGCCGGGGAGGGACUCCCACAGCCACUCCGGGCCUCUGGGUGCCAGCCGCUCCAUCCGCGCGGAGCUGCAGGCGCCAGUCACACGGACGGGGUCGUGGACCUCGCGGGGCUGCGCUGCGUCAGGGACCAAACGCCCAGCCACGUCGUGCUCCUGGCUUUCACUUCGCCGGCGGGGUCAGGAAACCGAUGUUGCAUUUGAGAUUUCCGCAUUAAAGUUCAUAACCCGGCCUCGGCUGGGAUGGCCCAGUGGAUGGAGUGCCAGCCUGUGAACCAGAGGGUCGCCAGUUCGAUCCCCAGUCAGGGCACGUGCCUGGGCUGCAGGCCAGGUCCCCGGAAGGGGGCGCUCAAGAGGCAACCACACAUUGACGUUUCUCUCCCUCUGUUUCUCCUUCCCUUCCCCCCUCUCUAAAAAUAAAUAAAUAAAAUUUCCUAAAAACUUAAAUAAAAUUCACAACCUGCGUGGAGCUGCACUUGGCCGCACCCCCCCAUUCCAGCCGCACACAGUGAGUGCCGCCGUCUUUGCCCCGGCUGGUUUGCUGCGGCACCUUUGGAAGCCGAGGCGGGCCCUCCCGCACCUUCAGCGUCCAUUUCCGUUCUUGCGAAGAAACUGCGUUUGAGGCCCGUGGACAAGGGGGUGCGGGCGUCUCACGACUCUCAGGGUCUUCAGCUCUCCUCAGUCUACUCAGUUAUGUUGCCAGUUUUGCCAUUCUUUGUUUUACCAGGAAUGCAUCCAUCUUUUGACUGUUUCCUCAAUUAUUAACAUGUAGCUCAUAAUGUUUUUCUAUUAUUUUUAAGUGGAUUUUUCAAGGUUUUAUCAUUUACUCAUUGUUAGAGAGAGGGGAAGUGUGGGGAGAAAAAGGAAGAGAAACACCACUCCCUCAUGCGGACCCCCAACUGGGGGCUGAAGCCACAACCAGGCCUGUGCCCUGACCGAGACUCGAACCGGUGACCUUGCAUUUUGAUGCCCAACCCACUGCACCCCACUGGUCAGAGCAAGUGGGGGUCUUUCCGUAACUAUCUCAUCACCUCGACCUGUUUCCUUUAGUUUACAAAGGGUUUCUCUUCGUCUCUUGAAGGUUUUUGCCUUUAAUUGUAUUUUGAAUCAUAUCCUGGUUUUCCUCUAAUUCACACUUUCCCAGGAUAACGACAUUUUUCAAAACUUUAUUUUCAUUUUUUAAAAAAUCUUUUACGUUUCUGUAGACAACAUAUUGCCGACCAUAAUUCCCUUCCGACCCAAGACCCUCCCCGUGGUGAGCUGGGUGAGCUCACCGUUACUGUAGUCUGUCCUGCUGGGGUUCACCUGCCGCCGAGGCUGGCUGGAAUGUGUGCACCCACCCCCCACCCGCGGGCUGAAGCUCUGCCCCCCAGGGCGGUGGUCUUUGAGGAGGGGCCUUUGGGAGGUGACAGCUUCCCAUGAAGCCUGGGGGGGGGCGAGACCCUGAGGGGAUUAAGUGACCCUGGAGCGCCCCCCGGGAGGGCUGUGAGGACACGGGGCUGGGGUGUGGCCGUGGGCACCCCAGGAAGGGGCCGCACCAGACGCCAGAGCUGCUGGCACCUCACCGCAGGCUUCCUGUGCUUCCUGUCGGAAACACUCACACACCUCAGCUGCCGUAACGAGGCUCACGCGCCUCCCUCCGGCCCCCUCCACCCCCUGACCCCGCUUUUCUGGGGUAUUGAUCCUGAGGUACUAGGAGCUACUCCUUCGCCACCGAGAAAACUGUAAAUGUCGCCGCCGCGGGGACGGUCCCUCCUUCCUAUCUCCAGACGCCCACAGUCCCUCCUCUCCUCCGGUGCGUGUUCAGUGACACGGCCACAGACGGCGGGCGGAGGACUUCCCUUCUGGUGACACGAGGGAAAGGGUGCUUACAGAAAAGGUCCUGCACCCAGGUAUGCACAGUGUCGUCUUCUGUUCCGUGACUAAAGAGG